CGCAAAAACAUGGCGGUAAUAUUGGCCAAAACCAGACUGAAUUGAAAACUCUUACAUUCAUCCCCCUUCCAUUUUUUCUCUUUAAUCCCUAUACUUAGGUUUUGGGAAAAAUCAUCAAGGGGAUGGAGAUGGAAAAAAAAAUCAUAGUACCACCCCUAUCUUGUCAUUAUUUUCAUUAGUGUCAACAUAUUCAACCAUGGGCAUUUUCUUGGUAUUUUUAUUUUUCUUUAUCACAAAUCCAUAUGUUAUUCUUCAUGUCUAUGCUCAAGAUGAUACAGCCACUGCAAAAUCUUUUCCAGCUUUUACACCACAAGAUAAUUACCUAAUUGAUUGUGGUGCUACUUCCCCUACCACACUUCCAGGGAACAAAGUUUUUCAACCUGAUCAAAAUGCAGCUAAAUACCUCUCUUAUAGUGGUAAUGAUAUUCAAGCUUCUGCGUCGGAAAAAAUUAAUGUCCCUUCAAAUAUAUACCUCAGUGCAAAAAUCUUCACAACUGAAGCUACGUACACAUUUCAUGCUAGUAGUCCUGGAUUGCAUUGGAUCAGGCUGCAUUUUUUACCCUUUACUUACAACGAAUAUGAUCUCAAAAAGUCUAAAUUUUCUGUCCAAACGGAUGCAUUAGUCCUCCUCCGCGAUUUUCAAACUGGUAAAGAUGAGGCCAUUGUCAAGGAGUUUAUUGUUAAUGUCACCACGGAGCGUUUUGCUAUUAAAUUUGAGCCAGCUAAAGGGUCUGUGGCAUUCGUUAACGCUAUUGAAUUUGUUACUGCCCCUGGCAAUAUUCUUGAUUAUUCUGUACCUGUUCUUUUCCCUGUGUCACAAAAAUUUGAUCUUUCUAAAAGUAAUUUUGAGACAAUGUAUAGGCUUAAUGUUGGGGGUCCUCUUUUGGAUUCAACCAACGAUACUCUUGGACGAAAUUGGAUGUCUGAUGCACAAUUUCGAAACAAUGCCACAGGUCAAGAGGUAUCUACACAACCCUCUGCUGUUAAUUAUCUAAAAUCAGGAGGUUCCCCAUUGAUUGCUCCACCAGCAAUUUAUAGCUCUGCUGUAAAGAUGGCAGAUUCAGAAACAACACUUCCUAAUUUUAACAUAUCUUGGACUAUGGACAUUGACACUGUGUAUCCUCACCUGAUACGCUUGCAUUUCUGCGAUAUUAUUAGUAAAGCGCUUAAUGAACUCUAUUUCAAUGUGUACAUUAAUGAGAAGAUGGCCAUUUCUGGGCUAGAUUUGUCAUCAUUGACAAAUCAUUUGUCUACAGCUUUUUACAAGGAUUUUGUAGUAGAUUCAACCAUGGUUUCAAACCCUCUCGUCGUACGUGUUUCUCCUGUGAAUGAUGCCCAAGGUUUUAGAAAUGCAAUUCUAAAUGGCCUUGAGGUGUUUCGGAUGAACAACUCUGUGGGUAGCUUAGAUGGAGAAUAUGGUGUUGAUGGAAAAAAACAAAAUGGCCCAAGCAAAACUGUGGCUUAUGUUGGAUUUGCAAUGAUGUUUGGAGCCUUUGUGGGGUUGGGUGCAAUGGCUGUUAAAUGGCAAAAGAGACCUCAAGAUUGGCAAAAGAGGAAUAGUUUCUCAUCUUGGUUGCUUCCAGUUCAUGCUGGUGAUACAACUUUUAUGUCAUCAGCUUCGCGCAAGAGUCAAUUCUUCUCAUCAAAUAUGGGAUUAGGUAGAUACUUUACUUUUGCUGAGUUGGCAGAUGCCACAAUGAAUUGGGAACCUAGUGAAAUAAUCGGCGUUGGUGGCUUUGGAAAUGUUUAUUAUGGAGAACUUGAUGAUGGGACAAAAGUUGCUGUCAAGAGAGGCAAUCCACAAUCUGAACAAGGUAUAAAUGAAUUUCAGACUGAAAUUCAAAUGUUAUCUAAGCUAAGGCAUCGUCAUUUGGUGUCGUUGAUUGGGUAUUGUGAUGAAAGCGCUGAGAUGAUAUUAGUUUAUGAGUUUAUGCAAAAUGGUCCUUUGAGAGAUCAUCUCUAUGGAAAGAACAUGCCACAUUUAUCUUGGAAGCAAAGAUUAGAAAUCUGCAUUGGUGCUGCUCGCGGGCUUCAUUACCUCCACACGGGUGCAUCUACUGGGAUAAUACAUAGAGAUGUCAAAACCACCAACAUUUUGCUCGAUGAAAAUUUCGUCGCCAAGAUGGCUGAUUUCGGACUAUCAAAAGAUGGACCGACCACGGAGCAAACUCACGUGAGCACUGCUGUUAAGGGAAGUUUUGGAUACUUGGAUCCUGAGUACUUUAGGAAGCAGCAGUUAACUGACAAAUCUGAUGUCUACUCAUUCGGGGUUGUACUUCUUGAAGCCUUAUGCGCUCGUCCUGCUAUUAAUCCAGCACUUCCAAGAGAGCAAGUGAAUUUGGCAGAAUGGGCAAUGCAAUGGAAGAGAAAAGGCUUAUUAGACAAGGUCAUUGAUCCCACACUUGUAGGACAAAUUGAUCCAGAGUCAAUGAAAAAAUUCGCGGAAGCAGCAGAGAAGUGUUUAGCUGAGUAUGGUGUUGAUAGACCUAGUAUGGGUGAUGUUUUGUGGAAUUUGGAGUAUGCUUUGCAGCUGCAAGAAGCCUCAUUACAAGGAAAGGCCGACGACGAGAACAAACCAAUUUCUCCUGCUACAGUUGCUCAUGCUCACGUUGUUGAUUCCACAUCUAAUAACCAACAUAUUUCUUCACCAGAGCAACAUAAAAAUCCUCCUGAAGUUCAAGCUAUUGAUAAUGAGUAUUCAGGGACUGCUAUGUUCGCUCAAUUCUCUCCUCUCAAUGGACGAUAAAAGGAACACUUGUUUGAUAGACAUAUAAAAUAUUUACAACGGUUAUGAAUACGUGUGUGUAUUUGUAUAUAGUAAAAUUCAGCUUUUAUGGAUGCCAUUUUGCUGAAAAAAGUUAAGAGCUGAAUUCUACUUCAGAACAAUAUAAUGUUUCACAUAAUUUACUUUACUACCACAUUAUUUCUCUUCUUUUUUUCAUUGGCAUCUCUUGUGUCCUCUCUUUCUUUUUGAUGGAAUAAAAAGCUAAAUCAACAGAUCUA
Lycium barbarum (goji berry) is the source of this 3003-nucleotide messenger RNA. RefSeq names its product probable receptor-like protein kinase At4g39110. The transcript has a single exon. Gene Ontology annotation, biological process: protein autophosphorylation. The record is from RefSeq and is a predicted model, not a curated record. Lineage: Eukaryota; Viridiplantae; Streptophyta; Magnoliopsida; Solanales; Solanaceae. Gene Ontology annotation, cellular component: plasmodesma; plasma membrane. Gene Ontology annotation, molecular function: ATP binding; transmembrane receptor protein tyrosine kinase activity. The coding region runs from base 197 to 2746 and encodes 849 amino acids.